This is a messenger RNA of Cyclopterus lumpus (lumpfish), 3850 nucleotides long. Its product is annotated as axin-2-like. The record is from RefSeq and is a predicted model, not a curated record. Lineage: Eukaryota; Metazoa; Chordata; Actinopteri; Perciformes; Cyclopteridae. Gene Ontology annotation, biological process: negative regulation of canonical Wnt signaling pathway. The transcript has 11 exons. Bases 1 to 2484 code for a protein of 827 amino acids.
AUGAGCCGGGCGCUUGUGGACCACAUAGCCAGCAGUUUCCGAGAAGAUGCCCCUCGACCCCCGGUGCCGGGGGAGGAGGGCGAGGCGCCCUGCCGCCCCGGCAAACUCUUAGCGAUGAAACCCCUGGAGCCCCCCAAGUCGGUUCCGCUCGGCUCCCCCGGGUCCUCGGCGAGGAGGAACGAGGAUGGACUCGGGGAGCCGGAGGGGAGCGCCUCCCCGGACUCCCCCCUUUCCCGCUGGACCAAGUCCUUGCACUCCCUGCUCGGAGACCAGGACGGGGCGCUGCUCUUCAGGACCUUCCUGGAGCGGGACCAGUGCGUCGACGCCUUAGACUUUUGGUUCGCCUGCAAUGGUUUCCGGCAAAUGGACGUCAAGGAGAGCAAAACGCAGAGAGUCGCCAAAGCCAUCCACAAGCGCUACAUCGAACACGACAGCGUGGUGGCCACGCAGCUCAAGCCCGCGACCAAAACCUUCAUCCGGGAUAACAUCAAGAGGCAGCACAUCGACUCCGCGAUGUUCGACCAGGCGCAGACGGAGAUCCAAGCCGACAUGGAGGAGAACGCGUACCAGAUGUUUCUGACCUCCGACGUUUACCUCGAGUACGUGCGGACUGGGGGGGAGAACCCGAAUCACGUCCGCUCGAGCGGCUUGGUGGAGCUGAAGGCUGGAUGUGGAUACAUGCCCACGCUCAUCGAGGAGGAGGAGUGGAGUUGCGAUUUCAAAGCCAAAGCGCUGCUUGGAUUGUCGGCGAAGGCGCAGAGGGCCACCUUGUCCACGCGGGCGGUGGAGGUGAUGGCAAGGGGAUACAGAUCGUACCAGAGGGGAGACUCGCUCAACCCCUGCCAUGUGGGCUCCUUCGCCCCGGUCAGCAGCACCAACGACAGCGAGGUGUCCAGUGACGCCCUGACCGACGACGCCAUGUCCAUGACUGACAGUAGUGUAGAUGGCAUCCCUCCAUAUAAACUGGGCUCAAAGAAACAGCUACACCGAGAGAUGCAGCGCAACAUGAGGAUGAACAGUCAAGUCUCUCUGCCUGCUUUCCCUCGUGCUCGCCGCCCUCCAAAGGAGAUGGUCCCGAUGCAGCCGUUGGAGUUCGCAGCUCAGCUCAUCUCCCGCCUGGAGAGCCUGAAGAGAAAGCAGGACACCAUCAACUCUCUGGAGGAGAAGCUGCAGCAGAUUCAGGAGGAGGAGGAAAAAGAAGACAUGGAGAUCGGUGGAAGUGCUCACCAGCUCUCUCCCCACCCCUUGACCCUCCUCCCUGGCUCCUCUGACGAGGACCCGCAGGCGAUUCUGGACGAACACCUGUCUCGCGUCCUGAAGACCCCCGGCUGUCAGUCCCCCGCUGUAAUCCGCCACUCGCCUCGCUCCAGCUCCCCAGAGCACAGGCCCACCACGCGGGCGGGCUUCGGAAACAAGACCCUGGUGAGGACGGGGCCCUCCAGUGCUUCUCUCUCCAAUCCCGACCAAGGGGCUAACUCUCCGGCCCCGGGCCCCAGCAGGACCAUCGUAAGCCGGCAGAGCACAAAACACAUCCACCACCACUACAUCCACCAUCACGCCAGUCCCAAGACGAAGGAGCAGAUUGAAAGGGAGGCCGCCCUCAGAGUGCAUGACCUGUGCUCCAGCAGUGGCGAGUGUCAGCCUUCCGAGCGCAGCCGCAGCCUGGGCAGAGAGCUGUGUGGGGCCGUCUCAACAGACAACAGUGUGGGGCGGUCCAGCUCUCUGUCCAGGCGUGUGUGUCUGUCGGGGGCUGAGGAUGGAGCAGCAGAGAGGUGUACGGAGGAGCCGUUACAGCUGCCCAGCGACACAACAGACCCCGCCCAGAAUGUGCUGCAGUGGAUCCUGGAAAGUAAACGACAAGGCAGGCACAAGUCUCACAGCAUCCAGAGCACCAAGAAAUCCUUUGGCGGUUCGUCCGCGCAGACGCACACGUGGGGCGGCGGCGGAAGCUGUGGCCACCUGCGAAGCCACCAGCCGGCCCAGCCAUUCAUCCAGGACCCAGCCAUGCCGCCCAUGCCCCCUCCCAACACGUUGGCCCAGCUGGAGGAGGCCUGCCGCAGGCUGGAGGAGGUCUCCACCAAGACCACCAAGCAAAGGCAUCCAAUGUCCAGUGUCCAGCAAGAGAAGAGCCACCUAGUGCCUGUCCAGGCUGAGGGGUCCGUCCCUCCCUCUCUAGCCAGCCUCAGCCCCGGCCUCCAAUCAGAAGAGAUGAAGGAGGCUAAAAAGGGUUUAGGAGGCGAGACGGUGGUGACGUAUUUCUUCUGUGGCGAGGAGAUCCCCUACCGGAGGAACAUGAAGAGCCGCAGUCUCACCCUGAGCCACUUCAAGGAGCAGCUCCGCAAGAAGGGUAACUACAGGUACUACUUCAAGAAGGCCAGCGACGAGUUCCAGUGCGGCGCCGUGUUCGAGGAGGUGUCAGACGACGGCUCCUUGCUGCCCACCUACGAGGGCAAGAUCCUGGGCAAGGUGGAAAGGAUGGAGUGAGACCUUCCCAUGUUGUGGAUUUUAAACGGACUCUUCACACCUCCACGGACGGACGCACACAGGGACGCGUCUUUUUAAGCUAAGACGCUCGGACUGGAGACGUGGUUGAAGGAAUGUUCACGGGGUCUGGGCCGAUGGACCGGAUGAACCAAAGGAAGGAGGACAAGGUAUCGCGGAUACGGGACUAUCGCGUGAGCAGCUCGCCCUGAAGUAAAGAAGAAGAGAAAACUCGAGAGACUCUCGGGGAACGACCACCAGCCGGGCGGUGGGUUCAAACCUGAGACUGACCCAUCUGCCCAGCGCGCCGCUAAUAUGUAUAUGCAGAUAUACAUUGCAUUGUAUUGUGAUGCUCGUAUUGCUGUGUGAAGAUUUCUAUUGCUAUUUAUUGGAAACAUCCCUCCCCCAACCCCAUUACUCCGCCAUGGACAAGCUGCUUGGAGUUGGAGAAACUUCUCCAAUUUUCCACAUCCGUGAUUUUAUUUUUCCUGCGCAUUAGUUCUAGCAAAGGAAAUGGGUUUUAUUCAUUUUCCGCCCCUCAUAUUGAACUAUAAACUUCAAAAAUACCUCUUCAAAAAAAAAAAAAAAAAUCCACUCCUGUUCCUGGAGAUUUAGUGGGACAUCAUCUCUGAUCUCUUGGCUGAAGAGCUUACUGCUGAAGCUCUGAGGAUGGCUCUCCAUCACUUAAAAGUUUGAUAAUAUAUUUACUACUGCAGUGCUAUUUGUGGCUAUGGGGGAAAAUAGAACAAAAAUGCCAUUAACGUUUAAUUCCCAACUCUGGGACUCGGCCCAGCUAGCCUUGAUCUGUCGCGUCUUAGUGCCUUUUGUUGAAGUGGCGCAGGCAUCGCACAAACAGCCUACGUGUUAACUAAGAGGACACCGCCCUGAGCAGGUCCUAGAGUCCCCCAAAUACGCCUAUAUUAAUAUUUACCAACAAAAAGCUCUCUAGUGUCCCCCCCCAACGUGCUUACCAUGUGAUUGUGUGACUGCUUUUGAGUAUUUGAAACCUGCACUAUGAGCUGCAGAUGAUAAUGAUGGUGGUGAUUCAUACACUAUGUCCAUAGUGUUUUAAUUGAGUACAGUAGCUGUGCCUACAUGGAUUAUUGCCGUGUUUUACCCAAUUUUCAGGGUCCUGUUACUCCCUUGGUUUUUACAAGGGGCCUUAUGUUGAAAAGAUAUUUUUAUGCCUUUUUAGUAUCCGUUUCAUCAUGUUUAUGUUUUAUAAUAUUUUUCAUGGCUUCUUUGGCUCCACUUGUAAACUGUAAAUUAUGCGUUCUAUAGAGCUCAGUUGAAAAGAUGCCUCGGUACUUUAAUUAUUGUAAUUAUGAAGAGAUGUAGCCUUUAUUAAAAUGUUCUAUUUUUCAAAUUA